Messenger RNA from Myzus persicae (green peach aphid), 460 nucleotides. Its product is annotated as pikachurin-like. Bases 50 to 445 code for a protein of 131 amino acids. Lineage: Eukaryota; Metazoa; Arthropoda; Insecta; Hemiptera; Aphididae. The transcript is spliced from 2 exons. The record is from RefSeq and is a predicted model, not a curated record.
UAAACAUGGGUUUAUUUUUAGGAUCACUGACGGACACUUGGAUAUUAAUAUGCGCUUCCGGACCACUGCACUUACCGGACUCAUAUUGUGGACCGGGCGGUCAGACAGGUCGGCUGACUUUUUAGCUUUGGGAUUACAAGACGGUCGUAUUGAAGUUACUUACGAUUUAGGGAGUGGUGAAACGGUACUUAGAUAUAAUACCACUGGAUUACCUAUAAAUGAUGGACACUGGCACAGAAUGAAGUUUACUAGAGAUGAGAGAUUGAGUGCUUUAACUAUAGAUAAUGGUACGAAAAUGAUAACGAUUUCCACAGGGCGACUAAAACAACUCAACACGAAUACAGGAUUGUAUUUAGGUAAGUCUUGUUUUACUCAAUAUCCAAUAGGCACCAUUUUGAAAAUCUAUAAGCUAAAAUAUUACUUGAGUAAUACAUUAAUAAAUUAGUAUAAUUAACCUAAA